GUACGGUGAUGAGAUCAAUGUGUCAUCAACAAAGAUGAGCGAAAGGAAGUUUACCCGUGGCCUGGGUAAACCGGGCAUGGCCGCUCAAUUACGAGAGACCGUCUCUCAGGUAGUACGAGAGAGUACCGUACAGAAUAAGCCACAUCUAGUAGAACCCAUAGAUUUUGAAAAUUUUGUAUUAAAGAAUAAAACUUUAUUACAAAACGACCCCCAGAGAGAACUCCUGCUAUACCCUAGGGAUGAUAUUUCACAAGUGGUAUUACCUAGAAGAUACCGUACUCUUGUACCAACUAUACCACAAACUUCAGAUAAUGAGGAAGGGGAAGAGAAUCUUCUUACAAAAGAAUGUUUACGAAGUUACACAUCUAAUUGGAAUCUCAUACAUUAUAAAUAUUCAGCAUAUAGUGGAACUUAUCUUGAGUUACCUAAAAUAACAAAAAUAGAUGAUCUAAAAGAUGAAGUGUAUGAAAUUGAUACGGAAGUAGACCAAGUUGAUGAGGAAUUAACAAAGAGUAAUGGAAUAACAAAGGAAGGUUAUUUAAUGAAAGGACCAGAAAUUGGUAGUAGUGACCGCAUGUUUGCAAAUAUUGGUUCAAAAUCAUUUAAGAGAAGGUUUUGUCACCUUCGUCAAGAAGUUGAUGGCACAUACAUUCUUGAACUUUUUAAAGAUGAAAAAAAGGGUGAAGCUAAACUGACGAUAGUAAUGGAUUUUUGCACUGAAGUUAUUAGAAAUCCAAAACGUGGAAGAUAUUGUUUUGAAUUAAGAAUGAGUGGGACUCAUAAAUCGUACACAUUAGCAGCAGACAAUGAAGCAGAUAUGCAGGAUUGGUUAUUAAAGUUAAGCUCAGUAUUACAGCAUUAUAAGCAACAAGAAGAAAAACGUGCUGCUUCGUUAGAGAGAGCAUGCAAUACACCUCCUCCUUCUCCUCAACCUAUGCAGGUUUAUGGAACACUCAAAGGCUUAGAACAAAGUAUGAAUCCACAACUGAUAAAGUAUUCUAGGGAAACAGAUACUAGUAUUGCAUUAGCGAGACGAGAAUGUCGUAAACAAUUGUUUAGUAUUUAUCCUCAUAUUCCACAUACUAAACAACAACCAGGCAAUUGUAACGAACAGAAUAUUGAUCCAUACAAAGAACAAUUUGGGCAGAGAAUUUUUGUAAAAUGUGAAAGUCUUAAAUUUAGAUUACAAGCACCAAUAGAUGAGAAAGAAUCAUUAUGUCAGGUGGAACCAUAUCAAACUACACUAAGUCUUUAUGAUGCAAGAAAUGGCAGGAAGCUAACUGAAAAUUUUCAUUUUGAUAUUAAUCAUGAGGUUGUUCAAGAAAUAGUAAAAGAAUUAAGUCCUGUAGGUAUUAUGACAGAAUCUACAGAAAAUAUUAAACUACCAGAUGAUCUGAAAAAUAUACCACUAGAUUGGAUUAAAUAUCCAAAACAGGCCAUAUUUAGUAUUAGUAAUCCGCACCCUGAUAUAUUUUUGGUUGUAAGAAUAGAUAAAAUAUUACAAGGGAAUAUAUGCCAAACUUCUGAACCAUAUUUAAGGGCUACAAAAGAUCCACGAUUAGGUUUAAAAGUACAUAAACAAGUUAGAGCAUGUUGCCAAAGAUUGGGAAAUUAUAGAAUGCCGUUUGCUUGGGCUGCCAGACCAUUAUUUAGAUUAUAUAGUAAUGAAUUAGAUACGUCAUCAGACUUUCCUGCAAUAUAUAGGCAAGAAGGAAAUAAAAUAAAAGAUGAAGAAUUACUCAAACUCCUUUCAGAGUAUAGAAAGCCUGAAAAACUUAGUAAAUUGACUGUGAUACCUGGUUGGUUGAAAAUAAAGAUUGAGUCAAUUACAGAUUUACCUGACAAUACAUUAUCUACAUCUUUAGCAGCUUUAAAGCCAUUUCCAUUACCGCCAAUAUCUGAACCAACUCUUGAGAUUGCAGAGUUUGAAAGUACUUCAGAGAAAGAUGUUCAUCCAUACACGACUUAUAUUAACCAUCUUUAUGUAUAUCCACAAACUCUUUGCUUUGAUACUCAAAAAAUAUUCACCAGAGCUAGAAACAUUGCGUGCGUUAUUGAAUUACGAGACAAUGAUUGUGAAAAUGCCACACCUUUAAGGUGUAUAUAUGGAAGACCUGGUGCUCCACUUUUAUGCUUACGAGCAUCUUGCGCGGUUUUACAUCACAAUGCAGUUCCUUCUUGGUAUGAGGAAAUUAAAAUAAGGUUACCAUCAAAACUUCAUGCCAAGCAUCAUUUACUCUUUUCUUUUUACCAUAUAAGUUGUGAUAUGAACAAGAAAAAAGAAAAUGGUGUUGAAAAUUGUGUUGGUUAUGCUUGGUCUCCAUUGUUGCAUAAAGGAAGAUUAAAUGUGGAUAUGGAUAUGAAUGUACAAACACUACCUGUUGCAACACAUUUACCACCAGGAUAUCUUUCAAUACAACCUUUAGGACUAGGAAAAGGGAAUGCUGGACCGGAAAUUAUAUGGGUUGAUUCUCAACGGCCGGUAUUUACAGUAGCAUUUCAAUUGAUUUCAACUGUAUUUACACGUGAUGUACAUUUACAUAAUUUAUUUGCUCAUAUGGAACGCAUCCUAGAUACAAAACUAGGAGCGGUACCAGCGGAUUCGGAAACAUGCAAAAUAUUAAAAGCUGCUCAUGCAGUACAAUUAGUUACAGUUAUUACAUUUCUUCCUACUAUAUUGAAUCAGUUAUUUACAUUGUUAACAUGUACUACAAAUGAAGAAGUUGGAUGGUAUAUUAUAAGAGUAUUAAUACAUUUCAUAAAUAUGGUGCAUGAAGCUGGUAGGAAAGAAACACUUCAGGCUUAUAUUAAGUUUGUUUUUGUACCACCUUCUCAAGGAAAUGGUAUUAUAACAGUUCAUGAACAAUUAGGAAAACAUCUUCCUACAUUAUUGCAGCCAAGUAAUACUGACUUUCUAGUAGUAAAUAAAUUUAUGCAUCAUUCCAGUUUCUUUUUUGAGAUAAUGAUUAAGAGUAUGGCACAACAUUUGCUUUCGACAGGAAGGAUAAAAAUGCAUAGAAAUGAAAGAUUUUCAAAAGAAUAUCAUGAAAAAAUUCGAAGUUUAGUGGAAGUUAUUAUGCCUUAUCUUAUGAACAAAUAUAAAGAAAUGCCAGUUGAAACACAUGAAUUAAACAAAAGUCUUGCACAAUUUUUAAAACGAUGCCUUACAUUUAUGGAUCGUGGGUUUGUUUUCCGUUUAAUAAAUUCAUACAUGGACAAUUUCUCUCCUGGAGAUCAACGUACACUACAUGAUUUUAAAUUUACAUUCUUGCAAAUAAUCUGUUCACACGAGCAUUAUGUGUCUUUCAAUUUACCAAUGAUGCAAUCACGAAUCAUUUCCAAAGAAGAUACAGAGAGUGAUCCAGAAUGUGAUGAUUUAAUAAAUGAAUAUUGUUUGUCAGAAGAUUUUUGCAAACAUCAUUUCUUAGUUGGACUGUUAAUGCAAGAAGUUAGAACCUCCUUAAAUGAAAUUGUACAAAUUCGUAAAGUGGCAAUAUCUACAUUAAGAGAUUUAAUGGCAAAGCAUGAACUUGAUGAUAGAUAUCAGAAUAAGGGUCAAUUAAGUAGGAUAGCAUCCACUUACAUACCAUGGCUAGGUAUUGUAUUGGAAAAUCUACAUCGAUUGCAAUCUAUACAUGAUAGCAGUAAAACAGAAGUUAGGCAAAAUGGCACAAAUAGAAUAUCAACUAGUAGUUCAUUUUUGGCAAAUAAAGAUACUGCGAGUACUACUGCGACCACUGGAACUCCAAAAUCAAUACAUAGGCUUACAUUACAUUUGGAAACUCAAUCUCCAAUAAGGGCGUCUAUGCAUCUACGAGAUUCUACAUACUUUGCAGCCAUAGCAGGCCAAGGAUUAGUUAAUGGAUAUUCUUGUACUAGUAUAGAAUCAGAUACAUCAACAAUAUCUGGUGCUUCUCAAUCGAAUAUAUCUCAAGAAACUACUAUUAUCCGUGAACCUGUCGAAAAUGGUACUGGCGAAAAAAAAAGACAUUCUCGUUCUUUAAGUGUUACACAAUCGUCACCUAGAUGCGAUAAAUUGCAGUCGUCGGAAGUUAAGGAUAUUUUACUUUGUUUUCUAUUUGUAAUAAAAUACUUAGGUGAUCAUCAAGUUAUUGCUUGGUGGCAACAAUGCAGCGAUUGUGAAAUUUUAAGUUUCUUUACAGUAAUUGAAAUGAGCCUUCAUCAUUUUAAAUAUAUUGGGAAAAGGCAAAUAGCUGCAAACAUGGUAAAUAGUUCUGGAAAGCCUCGAACAGUGAAAGCAAUGACAUUACCAGCUAGAAUGGCACCUCCAGAUUUUUCUAACGAUGGACCCGCUACUAGUACUUUACAACCACAUAAUACUACUGCACGAGAAAAUCUUGUUGAAAGCGAUAGUGGGAAAAUGCAUCAAGCUUUAUUAGAAGCGAAUAUGGCGACAGAAGUUGGUCUAAUUGCAUUGGACUGUUUAGGAUUAUUUUGUAUUCAUUUUAAGGAUGUGCUUCUAACAACAGAUGGUGAUAAUCCCAUAAUGCAGAAAGUAUUUAGUAUAUAUUUAUCGUUUUUGCAAGUUGGACAGUCUGAAACCUUAUUACGGCACGUUUUUGCCAGUUUCAGAGCCUUUUUAAAUAAUUACUCUAUAAUUCUAUUUCAAGGAAAUGCUGUAUUAUGUGGACGUUUAUGUUACGAAUUAUUACGUUGUUGUAAUAGUAAGUUAAGUUCCAUUCGGCAGGAAUCUUGUGCUUUACUUUAUCUUCUUAUGAGAAGCAAUUUUGAGUUCACCAGUAGGAAAGGACUAACUAGGGUUCACUUACAAGUAAUUAUAUCUGUUUCUCAAAUGCUUGGAAAUGUUAUUGGAUUAAAUAAUUCAAGGUUCCAAGAAUCACUAUCAUUAAUAAAUAGCUAUGCUUCUUCUGAUAAAGUGAUGAAGGGUACUGGUUUUCCAGUUGAAGUUAAAGAUCUGAAUAAAAGAAUUAGGACUGUUUUGAUGGCCACAGCUCAAAUGAGAGAACAUAACAACGAUCCUGAAAUGUUGGUAGACCUACAACAUAGUUUAGCUAAUUCUUAUGCUAGUACACCUGAAUUGAGACAUACAUGGUUAGAAACUAUGGCUAGAAAUCACGCAAGAGAUGGAAAUUUUUCAGAGGCUGCUUGUUGUCAAUUACAUAUUGCUGCAUUAAUAGCAGAGUAUUUAAAAUUGAGAAAAGUUCAUACGUGGGGUGCAGAAGCCUUUGACAAGAUUUCUGAAAACAUCUCUAGAGAUGAAUGCAGUCUUAAACUUGAUGCUGGUGAGAUUUGUGUGCAAGAUAUUCAUUACAACGAAUAUAUACUUCUUGAACAAUUAGAACUUUGUGCUGAAAUGUUAGAGAAAGCAGAACGAUUUGAACUUCUUGGACAUUUGUACAGAUUAAUAGUUCCUAUGUAUGAAGCGAAAAGAAAUUAUGAAGCUUUAGCAAAUUGUUAUUCUCAUUUGGCACAAGCCUGUAAUAAAAUUGUUGAAGUUACAAAGUCCGGAAAAAGACUUCUUGGAAGAUUUUAUAGAGUUGCAUUUUUUGGCACGGCAUAUUUUGAGGAUGAAAAUGGGCAAGAGUACAUUUAUAAAGAACCAAAAGUUACAUCCUUAUCUGAAAUUUCAGAACGUCUCCAUCAUCUCUACUCUGAAAAAUUUGGUUCAGAAAAUGUUAAAAUGAUAAUGGAUUCUAUACCUAUCGAUAUAACCGAAUUAGAUUCAAAAAUAGCGUAUAUUCAAGUGACACACGUUACACCUUAUUUCGAAAAAUAUGAGUUAGAAACACGACAAACAGAGUUUGAACAGAAUCAUAAUAUAUCAUGUUUUAUGUUUGAAACUCCAUUCACUAAAGAAGGAAAAGCUAGAGGUAUUCCAGAAGAACAAUGGAAACGUAGAACAAUUCUUACAACACAAUAUUCUUUUCCAUACAUUAAAAAACGUAUUUUAGUUAUUGAAAAACGAAUAAUGGAACUGAGCCCAAUCGAAGUCGCUUUAGAUGAAAUGCGACAACGUGUCCAAGAAUUAGAAGAUGUAGCUCUUAUAGGACCAACAGACGUGAAAAAAUUGCAAUUAAGAUUACAAGGAAGUAUAUGUGUUACAGUAAAUGCUGGACCACUCGCAUACGCUUCCGCAUUUUUAGAUCCUGCACUGUCUCCACAAUAUCCAGAUGAUAAAGUUGAAGAACUAAAAGAUGUUUUCAGAGAAUUUGUUAAAAUAUGUUACACAGCUCUGCAAAUAAAUAGUAAGUUGAUUACAUCUGAUCAGCAUGAAUAUCAAGAAGUGUUACGUGAGAAUUAUCAAAAACUUUGCCAAAAUUUGUCAUCAUUACUUGGGGAACCUAUUUGGCCUGAUGAACAAGUUGGAAAUUUUAAACGUAAUAGCGCUGCUUUAUUUAGUGCUAUCAGUGGUGCUAAUAAUCACACAAGUACAGCUUAAGAUAAGAGAUCAUUGAAAUGAAAUCAUUUGCAAUUAAAUUAGCUUUAUUUUUAAUGCACAUUUUGUUAUAAGUGAAUGAUAUAAAUUGGGUCAUAUUAACCCAUAAUUAAUUCGCAUAUGCUCAAAAGUACUUCUGUUACAAGUGAUUGAUGAAUGAAUAUUGCCAUUACGACUGUAAGUAAGACUAUUACUGCAUAUUUACUUAAAUUUUUUAUUUGUUAUAAUCAAAUUUAUUUCUUUUUAUAAAAUACGUAUAUAUGUGCUUUAUAUUAUUAAUUUCUUUAUCAUUUAUUCGAUUAUAAAUGAUGAAUAAUAAGAUCUUUUCUGCUCUAUUUGACAGAAUGGGAAAAAUGCUAAAAUAUUUAGUUUAGGAGGUCAUUUCAUAAUAGAUGCGUAUCUAUUAUUCUCUUUGAUCAAUAUAAAAGUAUAAAUUAUCUCAAGGCCUAAUAUUACAAAAGGUUCUUAAUAUCUAAUCACUGCCAUAUUUUCAUAUAUUUAUUACAUGUUUUGUUUUUCUUAAAUAAUUACGUCAAUUGAAAUAUUAUAUAGACAUGAAGAUAAGAAGUAAAAAGAAUACUACUGACAUUUUUUAUUUCCAUAAAAGAUUCACUACAUUUUUGCUAGUUACAAGAUUUAUAAUCAUCUAUAUUAAAAAAAUAUAUGUUUUCUAUAUAUUAGAAAUAUUACAGAUACAUUUAAAUCUAAUUAAAUGUAGUAUAUUUUGGUGUCAAGCACCUAAAGGGGCAUUUAUACAUGCGUAUAUAUUCUGCAAGAAUUCAAUGAUUUGUAUGUACAUUAGAAUAUGUUAAAAUGUGUAGGACUUAAUUUGUAUAUAUUUGUAUAAUUUAUUCUACGUAUAUAUAUGUAUUAUGUAAACAUGUAGCUAGCAAUUAUUCUAUAUUUAUGCAAAUGUUAUUAUUUAAUUGAGAAGAGGAGAAUAUUUUGUGAUGUCAUAACAUUUUAAGAAAUUUAAACAUUUGAACCUUCAUAUAUCUUUUUUACGCUUUUAUAUGAUAACGACUAAUAAAAAAUUAAGUUUUUUUCAGUAUCUUCUAUACGAAAUUUUUAUAAUAUCUCCUCAUUUUGAUUAAUAAUAUAAUAAAAUUUUAUGGACGAUGUACUUAACAAAAUUUUUCGUAACAAGUGCUUCAACAAAUUUUUGUUUUAUAUUAUGUGCGAAUUUCUUUGAUAUAUCUCUUUUAUAGUAGGUUUUUGAAAGGGAAUAACACUUUAUCAUAUUUAUACAACAUAUAAUUUUUUUCAAAAUUAGCUAUACAUAAGAAUAUAGAAAUUUGAAAUUUUUUAAUUUAUUGCACAUAAAAUAUCAUCAAAUUAAAUAAACUUAGAAAAAAUUUGUUUUAUAUAAAUCUUACUUCUUCUAGUUUAUCAAAUUUUGCUAAUUAUCAUAUGUAUAAAGAAAAAGAUAUUAAUUACAUUUUAGAAUUCAGUCUAAAAAAUUUUGCAGAAUUUAUGUGCUAUUAUGGGUACUCAAUUUGUAUAUAAUUGUAAUUAGUACAUAUAAAAUAUUUUUUUGAUAAUUAAAUAUUAUUAUUUAUCUUUAUGAAUAUAUAUUAUUUGAUAUUAGAAUUUUAUGUUCAAAUUAUAUUAUGUUAUGUGAUUGUCAUAUAUUUGCAAUUUUGGUAGUACAAAAAAACUGUUUAUGUGACAUUUGUGCAAGCAAAGAAUAGAAUUUAUAAUAAAUGUAUAUUUAAAUAACCACAAAAAAUUAUUCAUUUUGAAGUCCGGUGAGAUUGUGGUUAUGAUUGUGCUGCAGAAAGUAAAUUUCAUUACUGUAUAAAAACAGGAUAUAAUUAUGCACUAAUAAUUUUAAGAAUUUAUUCAAUAACUUGAGCAUUGUAUUGAAUAUUGAACAUGAAAUUAAUUACGUCAUUUUUUAUUUUUAUUGUUACAAUUAUUACAAACUAUUUUACUUUCAAAAUUGCAAUUUUAAAAAUGCGUAUACAGCUCUUACACUACAAAAAAAUGCUGAGUGAGGAACUAUAUAGUAUGUAAAUGAAAACUAUUAGAUUUAUAUUUUAGUAGAGUUCAUUUACAUGGUGGAUAAACUACGAAAUAAUAAAAAUACUUGACUGGAAUGUUGUAAAACUUAUGUGCCAUUGCAAAUUAUUUCUUUUAUUCAGACUGCACUAGUAGUCUAGCUAUAACAUAAAUUAGAUCGCACAGUAAUGCGUCUGAAUAUUUGGAAAUAUAUGUUGAUAUUUGUUUUAACUGUGUUUAAUAUAGCAAAUAAUACUAUUAGAAAUAGAAAGAGUUAUGUUUACUAAGCUAUGAAUUGUUUAUUAAAAGAAUAACUACAUUUAAGAAAUAACUAUAUUUCAUACGCAUAAUAACAUAUUGAUUUUUCUUAGCACAAAGUUAAGUUGGACUAGUGUUUUUAAAUUUUAUCAAAUUUAUUGCUUUUGCACUUGUAAAUUCAAGAAAGCUAAAACUCUCUACAAAUAAGUGGGGCAAUAAUUACGAAUUAUUUAAAAUUAUUAAGAAUUUUAUUCAAAUAUACAUAUAUAAAGAUAAAAGUUAAUUAUGUGUUAGACAUAAUCAAAUGAAAAUUAUAUCAGAAAUAUUCUUAAAAAUGAGUUGAAUAUAAAAUACAAUUAAUAAUUAUUACUUCUCUUUGCAUAUUAUAUGUGUAUAUAUAUAUAUAUAUAUAUAUAUUUAUAUAUGAUUUUGAUUAAUAAAAGUUUGCCAUGUUGCAAAUUUAUUAAAUGAAAUUUUAAAAAAUAUGUUUCAAGAUACAGUGCCUCUUUAGUUGCAAAAAUGUUUAUAAAUAAAAGUCAGAAUGCUGUCCAAUGAUAUGUUAAAGUCUACUUUGAUGAUGACUUAAAUGUAAGUUUGACCAUGAUAUAUAAUAUAUUGCACAAAAUAUAUGACUGUCAUAAUUUACAUUCGAUAUGAAAUUUUAUAAUAUGGAAAUAUUUUGAAUUAUGAAUGCAUGUGAGAGAGAAAAGAAUAUAAUAAGUGUCUAAAUUCAAUAAUAAAACUGAAUGAUGCAUGAAAAUAAAUGUUGCAACUAUGUAAGUAAUAUUAGUGUAAUCAUAAUUUUAAUGAAUAGAAACAGUGGAAAUAUAAAACUUGCUUUGAGAAAAUUCAAUUUUUAUUUAUUAGAUAUGUAAUGGAUUUAUGAAAAUAUAUAAAGUAUUUCUUAGACAGUGAUUGCAUUAAGUCAUACUGCGCAAAUAAAGUAAUCUGUUUAUUAAAUUACAUAAAUUGUAGGGCGAUAAUAAGUUUAAAGUUUACUUACUUACAUGUUUUGGCUUAUUUCGUAUAUAAAUUGCUUCGACGAAAUGAUAUAACUAAAGUCAGUUAAAACUAAUCUUGUCACCAAAGUUGAAAAUAAAGCGGAGGAUGAAUAGCACGUUUCUUCUAGACAAGGACAUUAGAAAAGUAUACAUUCUGAAAAGAAGAAAAAGAUCCAUUAUAGAUUUCUACUAUUUAUUUAUUUAUAUAAUUUAACUUUAUCAAUUUUAAGGAUUUUCAACUAUGUAUUAAUUCUGAACAACUUUUCCCUAUACAUAUAACUGUUUCUCGGUUAGAUUCCCAAGAUAUUUGUAAUAACAUUAACAAUAAUAAUACAUACUUUUGGUACUUCUUAUCUUAGACUGGGUUAGGUUUCGAAUAUCUUUAUGUACGAACAUGGUGAUAUAGAUAUGUUCAUGCCACGACACUGAUAUGUAUUAUUAUAUGUACUCUUAUUGCAUAUACUGUAGAUUGUGAUUGUAAAGCAACUUGAUCACUAGCGUACUUCACUCUCCUGUAUUCUCCAUCGCCCUUGCAGAACCUACACUUUGUCAUUAAUGGACACGACACGACGUACUGCGAGAGUAAAGGGGAGGAUAGGAGAGUAAAUUACUUAUACAUAGAACGAUAGUGGCGCUAUGCACUAAAGCUACGAUAUGGCCGCGAUUAAGUUGAUUCGCGGGCGCGAGAUCUCAUAGAAUACAGAGUACAGAACAGACUACAGUACUAAAGUUCAGAGUACAGAGUACGGACUACUGACAGUGCGAGGCUGACCUGUACGAUACAAGGUUGCCUCAUUCGAUAGCUGUCUCAUUUGAAUUGACUCGCGCUGCCAAGUAGCAAAGUACGCCAGACAGAGUAUCGACAAAGUUGUUCAAUACGUGUUAAAGCAAAGUAAGUAAGGGAUUGCGAGCACUUUUGAUCACGUCAAAAGACCGACAAUCGCCCCAUUGGCUCGUAUCAAGACAGCCUCACCUUGAGUGUACAUAUCACUAUAUGUAUCAGUGUCCGCUAUGUCUAGAUAUUGUAUACUGUAUUGUAUACGAUAUAAUACGUAUACAGUGUUAUAUCAGUGCAUAACAAGAGAAGUUCGUUGAAAUGCGGGCCAUACAAACGAUAACGUUACACAGUUACAUGAUGGAUAGAGCAUGAAUCUGAUAAACUCUAUGAAUUAA
Messenger RNA from Bombus terrestris (buff-tailed bumblebee), 10851 nucleotides. RefSeq names its product dedicator of cytokinesis protein 9 (gene Ziz). Gene Ontology annotation, biological process: positive regulation of GTPase activity; small GTPase-mediated signal transduction. Gene Ontology annotation, molecular function: guanyl-nucleotide exchange factor activity. The transcript has 29 exons. NCBI's taxonomy places the organism in Eukaryota, Metazoa, Arthropoda, Insecta, Hymenoptera, Apidae. The coding region runs from base 35 to 6421 and encodes 2128 amino acids. The record is from RefSeq and is a predicted model, not a curated record.